AUGGCGGCUAAAGAAGAUCAGGAGUUGAUUUUAUUCAAAUUGGCGAGUGCAAAAUUAACCGAUGCCCAGAAUGUAAUGGCUGAAGAUAGCGACUUAGCGAACGCCAAACUAUCUGAAGCGCAGAGGCUUAUGGCCGAAGCAGGCGUUCAAAUGAAAGAGGAUCUUAAUAAUGCGCGAGUUAAAAAGGAAGCUGUCGAAGAGAUGACAAGAACGUUGAAUCACGUCCACUUCGCCAGCUCAAUUAAGCUGAAUGUUGGCGGAAAAAUAUACAAAACAACACUAGCUACUCUAAGAAAGGAUUCAAACUCUAUGUUAAAGAUCCCUAAGGAAUGUUCAACAACAUUUUAUAAACAUGAUAAGCUAGACUUUCAUCUAUAUAUAUUGAACUACCUCCGCGAUGGUGACCUUCUUUACCCUGAGGACCAAACUGCUAAGGAGCAGCUCCUGAAAGAAGCAAAGUUUUACCAAGUUCAAGGAAUAAUUAAUCAUCUCGAGGAAGCGUUGUCCUUUGGGAUACCCUCCUCGAUAAUUAAGGAUAAAAAUCACGAGUCAUAUCUUCUGUCGUGGCUGUCACCUGGGACUACUAUUUCUCUGAUGUAUCGUGCUUCUGUAGAUGGCGAAACUCCUGCAGAUUUUCACCGCUGUUGUGAUGAGAAAGGGCCCACUCUUGUGGUCAUCAAAAGUGGAGAGUAUAUCUGUGGUGGCUACACUUCAAAGUCCUGGACAUCAGCUUCUCCCAUCAAAGCCAUUGAAGAUAGCUAUUCGUUUCUAUUCACGCUGGAAAAUCCUUCUGGAAGUGAACCGGUGAAGAUUAAUCCAAAAGCAGAUGCUCAUGGUGGUAUACGUUGCGAUAGUAGAAAAGGUCCUUCCUUUGGAACCUCUCAGUUCUAUGACCUUGAAGUGUGGCGAACAUUUAAUGCUACUCGCCCUGAAGAAAUUUUAAGCUAUUUUGAUCUAGGUUAUGGCUUUAUUUGUCCUGAAAGUGUUGAUAACAUUCCUUACUUCACUGGAAAAAACCCGUUUAAAAUCGAAGAACUUGAAGUAUUCAAGGUUAAGUUUUAG
Messenger RNA from Stylophora pistillata, 1062 nucleotides. RefSeq lists its product as uncharacterized. Gene Ontology annotation, molecular function: protein binding. Lineage: Eukaryota; Metazoa; Cnidaria; Anthozoa; Scleractinia; Pocilloporidae. The record is from RefSeq and is a predicted model, not a curated record. Gene Ontology annotation, biological process: protein homooligomerization.